UAAUAGCUGUUGUCAUUUCACACUGACACAAGGACGUUUUAGGAGUCUUUGACUAGAAAAGUCUUACAGUAACAUGGAGGAUUUUGACUAUACAGAAUAUGGAGAAGAUUAUACUGCCUACAAUGAAACAUAUGAAAACACCUCUGUGAGUGGCUCAGUGACUUUCAACCAUCCCAGGUCCUUUUCAGUGGAAACUGUAAUCAAUAUCCUUAUAUCACUACUGGGUCUUAGUGGAAAUGCUAUAGUAAUUUGGAUCUCUGGCUUCAAGAUGAGGACAUCGGUCAACACCACUUGGUACCUCAGUCUGGCCAUCUCAGACUUUCUGUUCUGUGUCUGUCUGCCCUUUAACAUUGUAUACAUGGUCACCUCACACUGGCCCUUUGGGCUGGUCAUGUGUAAGCUGACCUCCUCCGCUAUGUUCCUCAACAUGUUCAGCAGCGUCUUCCUGCUGGUUCUGAUCAGUGUUGACCGCUGUGUGUCAAUCACGUUUCCUGUCUGGGCUCAGAACAACCGGACCAUACCCAGAGCAUCCGGAGUGGUCGUCCUCGUGUGGGCCCUCUCUGCUGCCCUGACUGUACCCUCACUGGUCUACCGCCAGACCAAAACACACGGGGCUGAUACACUGUGCUAUACUGAUUAUCAGUCUGGGCACAAGGCAGUGGCUCUGAGUCGAUUUGUCUGUGGCUUUGUGAUUCCUCUUUUGAUUAUAGUCUUCUGCUACUCAGUUAUCUUUGUACAGCUCAGGAGUCGCCCCAUGAAAUCCACUAAACCUGUCAAGGUAAUGACUGUCCUCAUUGUGUCCUUCUUCGUUUGCUGGGUGCCCUAUCACACUUUUGUCCUGUUGGAGUGGAACUUGGGGAAUCACAGCCUUGAGAUGCUCUACACUUGGCUGAAGGUGGGCAGCACAAUGGCUGCAGUAAACAGUUUCCUUAACCCCAUACUGUAUGUGUUAAUGGGUCAUGACUUUCGGCAAACCCUAAAGAGGUCUGUUCUGUGGAAGAUAGAAAAUGCAAUGGCAGAAGAUGGGCGUAUAGGUGGACGUAACCUCUCAAAGUCUGGGUCUUUUGAGAGUAAAGCUUUCACACACGUCUGAGGUUUAAGAUUGUGUCAUUUUAUUGAGGUUGUUUGUAAGUUUGUAACGAUGGUACCUUUUUUGCACUGCUUCUAUAGAUGUUAUUUGAUUUGUAAUGUAUUCAUUCAAAGUGUUACUGUGUAAAUAUGAGUUUCAAUGGAUAUCAAAAGGCGUGUCUGAUUUAAAAUCUGUUACACUAGUUCUAUACAAUUAGUUGUUAAAGUUAUGGACUCUUAUGUUUUCUUAAAGUAUCUACUGAACAAGAAAUAUAAAUGCAACAUGUAAAGUGUUGGACCCAUGUUUCAUGAGCUGAAAUAAAAGAU
Oncorhynchus mykiss (rainbow trout) is the source of this 1395-nucleotide messenger RNA. RefSeq names its product chemokine receptor-like protein 1. Lineage: Eukaryota; Metazoa; Chordata; Actinopteri; Salmoniformes; Salmonidae. The record is from RefSeq and is marked provisional. Gene Ontology annotation, molecular function: G protein-coupled receptor activity; complement receptor activity. Gene Ontology annotation, cellular component: plasma membrane. Gene Ontology annotation, biological process: complement receptor mediated signaling pathway; inflammatory response; positive regulation of cytosolic calcium ion concentration.